CGCACUUCCGGUCCGUUCCGCCUUCUCUUUCGCAACGUGCAAAUGUUAUGUCCCUGUCGGCUCGCGAAGCUCCGGCCGUCGCCGCGCCCGCUCCUCUCCGCCGCGGCUCGUCGUCGUCUCCGCCGCAUCGAUCUCCGACCCUCCAUCUCGUCCUCCUCUCCACCUCGGCAGGUCUCGCCGUGGCCGCCCGUGGACAAGGGGUGCGGCGGUUUCUUGCCGUGGUUGGAGCGGAAAGCGGGCGUCGAGAUCUCGUCGUUCCUUUCGGUCGGGAAAUCCGUCUACGGAAGGUCCCUGUUUGCUUCAAAGGCGAUAAGAGCAGGGGACAGCAUUUUGAAGGUCCCUUUUGACGCGGAAAUAUCACCAGAUGAUCUCCUUCCUGAAAUUAGGUCCUUUAAAGUAGGAACUGUAGCAAAACUUGCUGCCGUCGUCCUGAAAGAACAGAAAAUGGGUCCGGAUUCUGAUUGGGCUCCUUAUAUAAGAUGUCUUCCACGGCCCGAGGAGAUGCAUAGCACGGUAUUCUGGAGCGAUGAGCAGUUGGAGAUGAUUAAAGAAAGCUUGGUCUAUCAAAAAACCAUUGACAAGAAAGUUGGAAUGGAGAGGGAAUUUUCAGUUCUCAGGCAUGCUCUUGAUCAACACUUCCCAGAAGUUUCCAAGGAUAUGAAAUUUGAAGAUUUCAUGCAUGCAUGUGCUUUAGUGGAAUCUCGCGCAUGGGAAAGCAGCAAGGGCUGUUCUCUGAUUCCUUUUGCAGAUUUUCUAAACCAUGAUGGGCUUGCAAAAGCAGUUUUGUUGAGGGAUGAACAAAAGCAAUUCUCAGAGGUGAUUGCUGAUCGCAAUUAUGCUCCUGGUGAACAGGUACUAAUAUCGUAUGGGAAGUUUUCAAAUGCUAUCUUAGUGUUGGAUUUCGGGUUUACCCUUCCACACAACAUUCAUGAUGAGAUGUUCAUGACAGGAGAUUCUGACAAACAAACGACUAGAAAGAAAGCAAUGGGAGCAUAUAUGAAUUUUCAAAUCCAAUUCAAUGUUCCUCUUCAAGAUCCUCUAUACAAAAUGAAGCUGUAUCUUCUGCAAAGACAUUGCUCACAGAUAACUCACAGAUUUGGCAUUUCCAAGUGUUCCGCAGAUUCUUUCACAAUCAAGGAAGUGAGAUCUGCUAAAGGAAUAGGCACUGGGAUUCCACAAGCACUCCGUGCUGCUGCCCGUGUGCUAUCUUGCACCUCUCUUGAAGAGCUGAAUGAUAUGGAGGAGGAAGCCACCCAAAAUGAUGGCCGGCUAGGCCGACGUCCUUUGAAGAACAUCAACAGGGAGAUACAAGCGCAUCAGUUGUUGCUAUCACAUAUCACUAAAUUGAUUGACCAAUACAAUGCAUCUGCGAAGGAUUCCAAAAGUGUUGCUAGGUUGGAAUAUGAUAUGAGCAAGCGAUACAGCUUCUUUAUCCAGGUUAUAGUUAGUGAAGCCUAUCGGUUGUCCUGCAAGCAAAAGAGAUGGCAUCCGCAGGUCAAUGGCAUGUGAUCUACUGGCUGGUGAACUUCGUAUUCUGAAAUCUGCUGCUUCAUGGCUAGGGAACUACACAACCAAUCUGUGACAGCAUAAAACUGGCCGGAGGCAUUGUUAGUCGGUGAAACAAUUGAGAAAGCUGACAAUUUCCAUGUCAGAAAUCAAAGGGAGCACCAGUGAAGGGAGAAACCCAUCACUCUGUAUUUUUUAUGGGGGCCAAAUAUCUGAACGCAGUCGGCAGCCAGUCAGAGCCUUCUUGUUUGGGUGCGUGCAAAUCAGGUGUGUGGAUUAUCUGUUUCUCAUGUUCUCUUCUUCAGAGUUAGAAGAGGUCAUCCGUUAUCCACGCACAUUAAGCUCCCUUAAUGCAGAUAAGCAUCUGAUUUCUGAAUCAAUGCCUUGAAGUUUGGUACCCUUGUUAAUGUAUUUGAAGCCUUACCUUCUUCCUCCGGCUUGGGAUCUCUCUAUGCAUAUUGUCGUUUGCUUGGUCGUUCUGAUUAAUGUUAUCCGAUUGGGUUGUUUUGCUGAAGCUUUGAUUUGUCCACGCCCAGUCACCUUUGGCUUGGAUUUAUCUUGGCUCGUAUUGCAAUUCACUGAAAGCAACUCAAUUUGAGUUUUUAGUUGAAGGGAGGCAUAUUAUCUGCCAAGGCCAAAAUUCAAUGGACACGCAAGAUGAUUUGAUCUUUUCACCUGAUUGCAUAGUGGCCAAAAUUCGAUUUUUCAAAUAUUUUCAAAUGAAUUAAAAAUGCUCGAUAAUCAUGAAUUAAGGGUUAAUCAAAGAAUUGUGGUAGCAAAGGGUGUUGUGGGAUGCUAAUAUGCUCCUUAUGUUGCCGAACACGCGAACUCAACCUUUUGAUUACGCAAUAGACCAGUCACCUUACACGUCACCUAGGUAGUUUAUUUCCCUAUAAUUACUUAGGCAUACUUGGUCAAAUGACCCAAGUAAAAACGAAUGGAACAAAAUCAAUCCGUGGCGACUCUUUUCUACAUUUUUCAUAAUUCGAAGUAUCAUCUACUUUUGUAGUCAACUUGAACCUAGGGACUUAAAAAAAAAGAGACCUUGCUCCCGAGAGCUUCCGUCUCCCCUCUUCGGGGGUAUUCCUCUCCCUCAACGGGAGUCUUCCUCUCCACUUGGUUGGAGUUUUCUCUUUCUUCGUCAUAUCAACUUCACUUAUUUCCUUCUUCAUCCACUUCUCACCCAAGGUCGCCGACUUCCCCCCGAUCGAGACGAGGAUGAUCUGCUCCGUUCGUGCUAUAAUAUUCUCUGCUGGUUGUGUGCCAGUGAAGAAGUAGCUCCUUCAGCAGCGAUUUGGUGGUGCUUGGUGAUGCUGGUGCUCGAGUGGCUCCUCGUUUGUAAUUCAAUUGCUGAGGUAUCAGUGAGCGCACACCAAGUGUUCGUUUUAAUGCCUGCUAGAAAGUUGUUAGAGAAGUGAAGUGUUUUCUUUGGCGGUGGUUGGUGAUUGAGGAGUAAAUCUUUUUCUGUGGUUAGUGGUUAAGGGAGGCGGGCCACUGCCCCUUCGUAACCAUGAAUAUUAUAGCCUGGAAUUGCCGAGGCAUUGUAGGAAUACCCAGAGAGAGAGAGUUGAAGGCUA
Molecule: messenger RNA, 3083 nt
Organism: Syzygium oleosum
Lineage: Eukaryota; Viridiplantae; Streptophyta; Magnoliopsida; Myrtales; Myrtaceae
Product: ribosomal lysine N-methyltransferase 4
Exons: 17
Coding region: 43-1509 (488 amino acids)
Biological process (GO): peptidyl-lysine monomethylation
Molecular function (GO): protein binding; protein-lysine N-methyltransferase activity
Source: RefSeq, a predicted model, not a curated record